ACUUUUCCACUCUAUUUCUUCUCUUGCUUCUCUCCAAUGGCUUCUUCUUGUUCCGGUUCACUACUAGUGCUUCUCUUUGUCAUUUCCUCGACUCUUCUAUGUUUCUCUGUGGCUUCCAAUGAGUUCGAAGUUGGUGGCUCAAAAGGGUGGAUUGUUCCACCUGCUAACGACACCAACUUCUUCAAUGAUUGGGCUUCCCAAAACAGGUUUCAGGCUGGUGACACCAUUCGGUUUAAGUACAAGAAGGACUCUGUGAUGGAGGUGGGAGAGGGAGAUUACACACACUGCAACGCCACACACCCCACACUCUUCUCCAACAAUGGCAACACUGUGUUCAAGCUUAACCACUCAGGGACCUUCUACUUCAUCAGUGGUGCAUCAGGGCACUGUGAGAAGGGUCAGAAGAUGAUUGUGAGGGUCAAGGCUGAUGAGUCUCUUUCUCAGCAUGCCAAGUCUUCUGGUCACCAUGUUCCAGUUUCGCCAAUUGGGGUCUCUCAAAUGCUCUACCUUCAGUUUGUUUUGACAUGUGUUGCUUCUUAUGUAGUUUGAAAUGCUUAGGAAAAUUCAAUAGGUGUAUUAGCUAGGAAUCGAAUGUGUUCUUUAAUUUGUCCAUGUGUUUUUAUAUAAUUAUUAUGGUUUUGCAUAAA
Messenger RNA from Glycine soja, 647 nucleotides. Its product is annotated as early nodulin-like protein 1. The transcript is spliced from 2 exons. NCBI's taxonomy places the organism in Eukaryota, Viridiplantae, Streptophyta, Magnoliopsida, Fabales, Fabaceae. The record is from RefSeq and is a predicted model, not a curated record. Gene Ontology annotation, molecular function: electron transfer activity. The coding region runs from base 37 to 549 and encodes 170 amino acids. Gene Ontology annotation, cellular component: plasma membrane.